AUGUCGAUUCUGCUCACAGAGUCACAGCUCGUCGACGAAGAUGCCCACGUGAGUGUGACUUUAUCAAAUAUUUGUCCGCCUUUGCUCUGCUUGGAUUUCUGCCCGCCCGCUGCUGGGAUAUUGUAGGAAGCUAUCUCGAUGGGUGCGGCUAGCUUCCUCGAUAUUCCGACAGUUGUCUGAGCGAUUUUUUAGAGAAUAUUACUCGAAAAACAGAAAGUAGUGCUUGGAAAACCAAUGCUAAGCCGAUUUGAUGGUGUUUUGGAAACAGUUUUUUUUCAAUUUCCAAUGGCCGUUUAUCCCUAUUACAAUUUUUUUAGUUUAUAAGUUUGAUAAAAUUCAAAGAAGUCCGUUGAAACAAAAAUUUUUGUGUAGACUCUAUUUUUGAGGAUCUGAAAUCAUUUUCACUUAUUUUAUAUCAAAGUAAUUCGAGCUCGAAAAUAGAUGGAAAGAAAUCCCAUAGUAUUAAGAAAACUUGAAAAUAGAAAAAAACCAAUUUUUCUACUUCGGAAUACCCAAAAAUCCCAUUAUGAAAAACUGAAAAGUCUUCAUCAAACAUUUGCAGUUCGCGAAAAACCGUUUCAAAUUAAUUGUGACUGGCAGCAAGAACGUCGGGAAAAGCGCAUUGAUAAGGCGUCUCGACAGCAACACAUUCGAGGAGAAAAAGUCAGAAGAUCGGAUUACGAAAGCUCUGGCGAGGGUCAUACAAGGCGCGGUGGUGCGUUCCGACGUCCAAGAAGUCGGCAAGUAGUGCCACGCCAUUUUUCGGCAACUGAAAUAUUAUCUUACAGGUUACGACGUCUUUGAACGAGACGAAGGAGGCUUCCUUAAACAGAAUGAGGUUUAUCCCGAGUUCAAAGUAUAAAAAUACACUUUUUUUCGUUUGCAGUUUUUUGAAAACUCAUUUUUUUAAUGCAUCAUCGAAAAAAAUUAGUCAAUAAAGCAGUUUUAAAGCCAUUCAAAACAUUUUAGAAUUGAUAAAGAAAGAAGAGCUUGCGAAAUCAGUAGAAUUUAUCUAAUAACUUUUUUAGAUCGAUUGGCUUGAUGUGAAAGGAAUCAUCGUCAUGUACGACAUCAAUAGUAAAGAGUCCUACAACGAGCUGAAGCGGAAGUUGCCCUUGGUGCAGAAUACGGUGAGCAUUUAUUCAUUGCGAGGUGAUCGAAUGAUGGAAAAACGAUAGAGAGACGUCGGAAUGUCGUUGAGAAAAAUCAGGGACAUGAGAGAUUUUAAGUUUAUGUGAAGCCCUUCAAGUACCACCUCUACGCGGUGAUGGGGAGGCAACGCCAUUUAUGGCGGCUAACGGUACACCGGUCACGCAAUUCGGCUUGCUUCUGCUAACAGAAUGGGCGGUCUUUUUUAGCCCUGGCAAGGCAAAAAGGAUAAUAAGACCACAAUUAUGCUAUAACACGUUCAACCCCACGGAUGGAACUUUUUCGCAAGCAUACCAGUCAACCAGGACGACAACACUGGAUGACCGAUUGCAUAAGAUCUCCUGGAAAACGUGUGGUCCACGCUUCGAUCAAUAAAAGGCACUAAAAGGCAAUAAAAGGUCGAAAGCGAAGAUGGACCAUCUAAGUAUCUAAGUAAGUAAGUAAACAUCUAAAUUUGUUUGAAUGAAAUAUUAUUCAUUCUUAAAUACUGCUUCUUUGAAACUUUAUCCUGUAAAAAACUCAGAGAAGUAAAAAAUUAGGCUUGUUUUGAUAUGAUUUGACGAGAAUUUCUGCUCAUCGACGGCUGAGAAAAAACAACUUUUUUCCAAUCAAUCAAUUUUUUCUAUCAGGUCGCUCCAAACUGCGACAUUUGCCUUGUUGGGUCAAAAGCAGAUUGUGAACGAGAAGUUCCAUUCGAACUGGCAGACAGACUGGCUGAACAAAUGGAUUUGUCCCUUUUCGAAAUCAGGUAUUUGGUCUCAAAAACACUAAGUUAUUUCGAUUCAGCUCAAAAACGAACAUCAACUGUGAGGCGAUGCUCGUUGAAGUACUGGACAAAAUCAUCGAACGUAGAGAAGCUGAGCUGGAGCAUUGGCAAGAGAUCAGAAGCAAUCAACCGGUAUUUUUUGACUACUAAAGGGUUUUGUUUGUUAAAAAAUGUGAAGAUUAUUUUCUCAAAAACGUCAGAACUUCUAGUUCUUAAAAGAUUCAGAAGAAUCUAAAGUUUCAACUUCUGUGAAUUUAGGUCUACGAAGACGUUGUCGAGCCUUCGAAACCGAGUGAGGAACAAGUGCCGUCAAAUCCUUUCUGUUGGAUUCCCCGUAUUCCUUUUAUCAGCAAAAUUUUUUAA
Molecule: messenger RNA, 2278 nt
Organism: Caenorhabditis auriculariae
Lineage: Eukaryota; Metazoa; Nematoda; Chromadorea; Rhabditida; Rhabditidae
Source: the annotation of a GenBank genome assembly